Molecule: messenger RNA, 315 nt
Organism: Tetrahymena thermophila SB210
Lineage: Eukaryota; Ciliophora; Oligohymenophorea; Hymenostomatida; Tetrahymenidae
Exons: 1
Source: RefSeq, a predicted model, not a curated record
AUGAACAAUGAAAUGAUGAGAUAAAAUGCAUAAAUGCAAUAAAUGUAUUUUAACUAAUAACCUUAGUAAAUGGGAUUCGCCUAACCUUAUAACUACAAUAAUAAUUUCCAAGCCGCUCCCGUUUUCGAUAACUAGAUACCCUAAAUGCAACCAUAUAACUUGAAUUAAAUGUAUUAUCCACAAUAGUAUAUGUAACCAUAAUAAUAAUUUUAGCCGUUGAUGGUUACUCCUAGCUAGUAAGUGCAGCCAUAGCAAGCUUACACAUAACCACCACCAGAAAGUAAAAAUAAACAACAAUUAGUAACUUACAUUUGA